Molecule: messenger RNA, 1527 nt
Organism: Lactuca virosa
Lineage: Eukaryota; Viridiplantae; Streptophyta; Magnoliopsida; Asterales; Asteraceae
Source: the annotation of a GenBank genome assembly
AUGGUGGUGGCUACAAAACUUCUAGCACGCAAGCAGUUUAUAGAUACUGGAAAACAAUUCAACAUGAUUGCUGCUUCAUGGAUUCAGUUUAUGAUUCAUGAUUGGAUUAACCACCUUGAGUCAACACAACAGAUUGAACUUAAUGCACCUAGAGAAGUAGUUGGUCAAUGCCCUCUAAAAUCCUUCAAAUUCUACAAGACGAAAGAAUUUGAUACUGGUCUCAGUGAUAUCAAGAAAGGUCAUCAUAACACCAGAACUCCUUGGUGGGACGGGAGUGUAAUAUAUGGAAACAAUUUGAGAGAAUUGUGGCAAGUGAGAACAUUCAAAGAUGGGAAGCUCAAGAUAGCAAAAGAUGGUCUCCUCCAACAUGAGAACAAUGGAUUGGCCAUAGCAGGUGAUAUCCGUAACAAUUGGAUUGGUGUUUCAACUUUGCAAGCCCUUUUUAUCCAAGAACACAAUGCUAUUUGUGACACGUUAAAGAAAGAAUAUCAUGAUUUGGAUGAUGAACAUUUGUAUCGUCACGCAAGACUAGUGACUUCUGCGGUGAUUGCCAAGAUCCACACCAUUGAUUGGACCAUUGAACUUCUGAAAACGGACACGCUUGUUGCCGCAAUGAGAAUUAAUUGGCAUGGCGUGUUGGGGAAGAGAUUCAAGGAGACAGUUGGGCAUGUUGGAGGAGCUGUUUUGGGAGGUCUUGUAGGGUUAAAGAAACCUAAUAACCAUGGGGUACCCUACUCAUUAACGGAAGAGUUUACAAGUGUUUACAGAAUGCAUUCGCUUUUACCUGAUGAGCUUUUCAUUAGGGAUGUGAGUUCAAAUCCAGGACCUAAUAAGUCUCCAAGAUUGAGCAAAAAGGUUGACAUGAUAAAUUUAAUUGGGAAGAACGGAGAGAAGGAAUUGUCAGAAAUUGGAUUCAUAACACAAAUGGUAUCAAUGGGUCAUCAAGCAUGUGGUGCACUUGAGCUAUGGAAUUAUCCAAUGUGGCUUAGGGAUAUUGUUCCCCAAAACAUCGAUGGCACAGAUCGGGUCAAUCAUGUUGACUUACCCUCACUCGAGAUUUAUAGGGACAGGGAACGGAAUGUAGCAAGAUACAAUGAGUUGCGUAGAUCACUUAUGUUGAUCCCCAUCUCCAAAUGGGACGAUCUAACGGAUGAUAUAGAAGCUAUUGACACGUUGCGUGAAGUAUACAAUGAUGACAUUGAACAACUCGAUCUGUUGGUAGGAAUGGCCGCUGAGAAAAAAAUCAAGGGAUUCGCCAUAAGCGAAACAGCCUUCAUAAUAUUCAUAACCAUGGCAUCAAGGAGACUUGAGGCAGACCGAUUUUUCACUAGUGAUUACAAUGAAGAGGUGUAUACAAAAAAAGGGCUUGAAUGGGUUAACACAACAGAGAGUUUAAAAGAUGUGCUGAAUCGACAUUAUCCAGAGAUGACUGAUACUUGGAUGAACUCAACAAGUGCUUUUUCAGUAUGGGAUGCUUCACCAAAGCCUCGUAAUCAUGUACCCUUAUAUUUCCGUGUUCCUAAGUAA